AUGGUCCUUCCUGUGCUCCUGGCCCAUCUGGGCCCCGCAGCUGCGGGGAAAUGGAAGGUGAAGGUGGCCUGCCUUGGGCUGCUUCGCGACCUCCUGGCACAGGCCACAGCCAGCUGCCCAAGGCAGCUUGGGCUGUGGAUGCCGAAAGUGAUGUCGUCUUUGAGGGAUGCCGUGGGCGAUGCCCGGAAAGAGGUCAAGAAGGAAGCCGAAUCCUUCCUCCGGAACAUGGCCAAGGAGCUCGCGGCCACGCCUGAGAUCCGGGCGCUCGCAGAUGAUAUCAUUGCCAGCAUCGUAGAUAGCGCCAACAUGGAGAAGGCCGGAGAAACCCUCCACCGCAUGGCAAACACGACCUUCCUGAACACGGUUGACUCCUGCGCUUUCGCGCUUCUUUUCCCGACCGUCGCCCGGGCCAUGCGCGAGCAGGCACAUGAGGCGAAGAUGAAGGGCGUGCAGAUCGUCGGUGCCUCCGUGAACCUGAUUGCCGACCCGGUUUUGUUGCAGCCGUACCUGCAAGAGCUCAUGCCGCUCCUGCAGGAGUGUUUGCUGCAUCCGACGAUCGGCGUGCAGCACGAGGCAGCGAAGUCCUUCGGAUCGUUGGCCUUCGGACUUCCAGAGAUCUGCGAUCGGGACAUGGUUCCUUUCCUGCUCAAGACCUUGGCGUCCACAGAGACCAACGACGAUGUGUCUGAGGUAGAGAGGAGAGGCGCCGCUAGGGGCCUUGCGGAGGUUUUGCUGGCCAGGAGGGACCUCCUGUCAGGGUGUCUCCACGAAGACGUGCUGCCCCGGAUUCCAUCAGGCCCGACCAAGGAGGCGAAGGCUGGUGGUCUGCAGUUGAUCCAGGCCGUCGCCAGCCUCGGUGCGCAGGCAUUUUUGCCCCACCUGAAGCGGAGCUUGCCCUUUGCGCUGAAUGCGCUGCAGGAGGAGUCGGAAGUUGUGCACAAGCAGGCAGUAGCCGCUGUGCGGGUGCUCAUCGACGAGUAUGGAGCCACUGCUCCGCACCUUCUCCUACCCCGCAUGCAGGAGGCGCUCUUCUUCGAAGACGAAGAGUCCAGGACGAGGGCCAUGGACCUGUUCUUCGCUUUCUGCGAGAAGAUCAGCGAAGGCAUGAAGUUCGGGCAGGACUUCCUGACGAUGGACUGCCUCUCGCAGUUCCACCGGCACUCCCUGCUGAGCUCCAUCUUUAUUGCGCGAACGGAUGACCACCACGACGUCCGACGCGUGGCCACGCUGCUCUGGAAGGAGAAGCUCCAAAGCGGACCGAAAGCCAAGGCAGAGAUCCUGCCGCUACUUCUCUCCGUGCUCAAGGCGCUGCAAUCGGGCCAUCCCUCGCAGGCGAAGGCUGCGGAGCUCUGUUUGAAGGAGCUGGAGGCCGCAGACAAGGCGUCGUUCGACUCCGUGACGGCACAGGUGGGACACGGUGGCGUUAUCUUCGCAGAGAAUGCUGCGGAUGUCGAGACGCUUGCAGAGGAAACGAAGGCUGAGCGCGAGGCCGCUGAGAAGCCGCCGCCACUCCGGGCGCAGCUUCUUCAAAGCCGCGCGAAGGAGGGCCUUGGGGAGCUUAGCUUCCCGGAGCCUCUCAGCAAAUACAUCUGCGCCGUCCUGAUCUCCUGCUGCAUGGAAUCGAAGACUCGCGAUGGUGCCGACGAGGCGAUCGAAGAGGAGCUGAGACCAAUUGUCGACAAGAAGGACUUGGAUGCUGCAGGCAGUGCCAUUGCCGCCUUGGGCUUGAAGGCCUUCUUGGACAAGGUCUUCGAGGGAGUCGAGGAUCAGCAGGAGGAGGAGCACAUCAGCCGGAGGUCCGAGAACUCUCUGAUCUACCUCGAGGGCCUGCGGAUGAUGUACGGAGGUGGCCACAUGCUGCUCAAGGACGCCGUGCUGGACCUUCGGCGAGGCCGAAGAUACGGCGUCGUGGGCCGAAACGGUGCGGGAAAGACUACGCUGAUGAGCACCAUCGCUGCGCGUGGCGUCUCUGGGAUGUCCGCAGAUGUGAAGACGCUGCAUGUGAAGCCGGAGGUCCUGGUAGAAGCCAGCGACCUCAACGCCGUCCAGUUCUGCAGCAGGGAGCUCAAGCAUCAGGACAAGCAGUCCGUCGAGUGGCUGUCAAACUACCUGCGGAUGGUCAUCUCGCACGACCCAGUCUUCCUGAACAAGGUGUGCACCGACAUCAUCCAGCAGCCAAGCUGCCAACAUGAAUAUCUACAAAGUCACGGCACGGGCAACUUCGACGAGUUCCGAAAGGCGCGCCGGAUCUCCUCAGACGAGGCACGCCGCUGGGCCUCUCGAGGGGCGUCGAAGAUCAGCUUCCCCAUCCCUGGCACCCUGAAGGGUCACUCCACCUCCCGGCCCGUCAUGGAGCUGAAGCCCCUCGGGAAGGACAUUAGCUGCAAGAUCGGCCUUACCAGCCGCAUUGGCAUCGUCGGUGCGAACGGCGCAGGCAAGAGUACGCUGCUGAACGUCCUCUGUGGGGAGUUGCUGCCGGUGCCCGGGCCUGACGGGCAAUCACCCGGCGAGGUGUACAAGCAUCGGAACCUCCGACUGGCGUACAUCGCCCAGCAGCACAUGUUCCACCUUGCAGAGUUCAUGAACAGCACGACGGGACCGCAGACCCUGAACUUCGGCUCACGGUAUGUCUACAUCCAGAAGCGCUACCAGAACGGCUACGACGAGGCCUUACAGAGACGACUCAUGGAGCCGGCGAACGAGGAGGAGGCCAAGCGCAUCAACGACCUCGCACGCCAGUACGGCAAGUACGGCUUCGAGGUGGGUAGCAUUCAGAGCCGCGUCGUGCGCGGGAACGAGGUGCUCUACGAGGUUCAGUGGAAGGGCGGACCUGGCACAGUUUCAGCAAAGCUUUCGCCGAUUUUGGUGUAG
Symbiodinium sp. CCMP2592 is the source of this 2871-nucleotide messenger RNA. The record is from the annotation of a GenBank genome assembly. NCBI's taxonomy places the organism in Eukaryota, Dinophyceae, Suessiales, Symbiodiniaceae.